GCCGGGUGGUGAUUGAGGUGAUCUGUGCCUGGCUUGUGGUGACUUUAUUCCCCGAGGCCUAACUGCUCCCGCAGUUAACCGGUCUAUCAUCUCCCCUCGAGCGAGCUUGGCUGCCGGGAUUGGCAACAUGAGCUCCGCUGACGAGACUUCCCUUCAGGGAGACGGUUUGAGCCAGAACGGUGGGAAACCGGGAGGCGUCCGUCCUGCAGGCCACAGAGCCCUACGAGGCCUGGGCCGGGGCCUCGAGUUGAGGCCGCCACGGAGCGGGGAGGGCGAGGGCGGCCUCCUAGACUCCGAGGCCUAUGAGUUCAACUUGGAGGCCCCAUGGGAGGAGAUAGAGGAGGGAAGGGCGGUGCUUCCGGGCCGCGCAGGCAGGCCUGGCUCCCCAGCUGAUGAGAAGGGGGACGCUCUAGACUUCGUGCCCGUGGCUGUGGAGUCUGAGGCCGUUGUGCAGCAGCCUAUGGGCCCGGAGCCCCGGGGAGCCCACAGAUACCCAUCCCCGGAAAGCUUCGCCACCGAACUGUCAGGCGUUUGGGUGGACGCAGAGGCAGGCCCCGGUGGGAGAGCUGCGCUGGCCCCGAGCUGUGUGGAAGCGCCACAGGCCUCUGCCGCCCCGCUGAGCCACCCCAGUGGGCCCGAGGGGAGCCGGGCCUGGGGGAAGCCCAAGAGAGGCACCAAAAGUCGGAUGGUGGGCAGCGGGGAAGCCCAGCAGCCCUCUUCCGACCCUGAGUCUUCAGAUGAGCUCAGCGAGAUACAGCUGAUGAGGGUGAGCAUCUGCCCCAAAGGAGGAGGCCAGGCCAGGUCCUGCAGCCCCAGGGAACCCGGAGACCCAGCCAGACGCUCGAGUGUUCGUGGCAGGGAGAAUUUCCUUCACAUGCCGGGCCCUCUGCCGACCCCGGCUCCUCGAGGACUCCCCUCGGGCAUGGACAAGCAGGCUUCAGCAGAGCUGGAAGCUGGCUCCUCCAAGAAAACGCAAAGCAUGCUCUGGGGCAAGGGAGGGAGUAGGUCCAGCAACCCAGGAGCUGCCACCACCGCCGCCGCCGCUGCUGCUGCUGCUGCUGCUGCUGCUGUCACUGCCACUGCCACUGCCACCUCUGCCUCCGCUGCUGCUGCUACAGGGGACCUUCCCAGGGCCACUCCUAGGAAGAAGGCCAUCCAGGAGAAGAAGUCCCUAGGAGGUGGUUCAAGAGUGACCCUGGGCAGGGCCUUCCCUUCAUGGGGGCAAAGACUUAAGGUAACGCCCCUGGAACCAGCCACCUUCCCCCCAAUCUCUGGGGUUCCACUGCUUGGAAGGUCCAAGAGGCAUUCCUUGCUGCCCUUGGGACCCAAACAGUCCAAGCAUGGAGCCACUGGGAAGAGAUCUGUGGCCAAGAAGACACGGGAGUCCCAGCCUGUGACCAGUGAAGAUAAUGACCCAAGUAGAGAUAUAGUCCCACAGGUCCAACUUCCAGUACACAGGCCGGGGACACCUUGCUUGUGCAUGCAUCGUGGAGAAUUUAUCAGUGGUGACCCCAACCCCAGAGUCCUCCAACCUCCAGGAAGCUCCCAGCCCUUGGACUUGAGCCAGGGAGGCCUUGCACCCUCUGGUGAGCAGGAUCCACCUGUGCAGACCCCAGUUCUGGAAAGGCAGCAGCAACCACCUGGAGUACAGGGCUGUCCCCGGUGUGUGCUACUACAGAAAGAAAUCGAUGAUCUCAAGGAGCAACUAGCGGUCAUGCAUUCCCUCGCUGACAAGUUCCAGGACCUUGGAAGUGAGUGUUAUGCUUACCAUACCCCUUCCCACAAUCCCAGCUGUCUGGGAGGGCUGCAUGCCAGCUCUGGCCAAGGGGAAGCCAUGACUCUGCUCUGCUUAACAGAUUGAACCCAGCAUCAUUGUACAAGGCGAGCAGCUGGUGCCGGUGGAGCCCACGAGCAGCGGCCAAGCUGUUUCCCUUUGGUUCUUCUACAGCCAGCUCCCCCUUCCUGCCCACUCCAGCUCACAGCAUUUUCGAAUUAAAGUACCUCUCCUGUUCUGUGGUCUGCCCACUCUCUGAGGGGGUGAGGGCCUGCAGGGGCCAGGAGAAGGGUGGGGAGCUGGUUAAGAACAGUACCCCUGGCAUUUUGCGGUAGGCCUCUCCCUGAGGGGAGUCUGGGCAGGCCUUUGAGCAAGAGCCAGGUGCUCAGGCUUACCAUGGUGCCCUGGGACUGGAUUCUGUGUGGACUGGACCCAGACACACUAGAAUUUUCUCCUUUUCCCCUCUGGCCCUCUCUGGUGGUGCUCUCUGCUAACAAGGCUUCUCUCUGGAGGUCUCUGCUAACAGGCUUCUCUCUGGAGUUCUCAUAGGACAAAUUGUUGCCUAAUAUCCCCACACACACACACACACACACCUUUCAGGAGGAACUAAUAAGCCCCUUCCAGAGCUCCAGUCCCUCCUGUCUUUAUUCCUUUGUUUUGCUUCCAGGUUUUAUUCCUUUGUUUCUCACCCUUCUUUUCUAUCCUGACCAUCCUUGAUGUCUCCCAUGGCUCACCCCUGGAGACCUCUUUCUAGAGAGUUAUUUCAACAGGCUUUGGGAGAGCACAGUGGAGCUCAUUUUUUCCCCCUCUCAGGCCCAGUCCUCUUUCUGGACUCAGUAUCUUCUGGUGGCUCACCACAGAGGGAAGGCUCAGCUAGAAAUCCCCCAUCAUCCUUAGUUCCUGCUUAGUUAGCCUUCACCUUUGAAGCUCAAUUGCCAGAUCCUAUCGCUUCUCCCUUCUUCCUUUCAGUAGGGGCAUGGAGGCAGAGGUCACAUCUCAUCAGGUGGCAGAGCAAAGUAAAAGUACGGGGAAUGCAGGAGGAAAGAGGGGUAUAGAGAAUGUGGGUUGUCUCUGGGUUAGAGGUGGGCAAGUGAGUCUUCUCUGGCUCCUCUCUGCUUUCUUGAGCAAAACUGCCCACCAGCAGCUGGAAUUAGAUGGUCAGGAAUCAGAAUGUCAAGUCCUAGCUGCCGUCCAGCCAGCCCUUCUUCAGGUUGUCAGCUCCAUAGCUCUCAUUUGAAAGGGGCAGAUGUGGGUGGUAGGUCUGCAUGUGCACGGAUGGUCCCCAGCAAGAUACUGUUUGAUCACCCCCAUGGCACAGAUUUUCCUGGAUGUGAUAUUUGCUUGUCCCAGCUCCAUCUCCCAGACUGCCUCCUGCGAUCGCAUGCAAUUUUUGUCUGAGCUCCAUGUUCUUAUGUUGCCCUCAUUGAUGAACUGUUCCUUGCUUUACCCAGGGUCCAGGCUGGGUGUGCCUGAGACUCGGGGACAGAUCCAUGUUUGAGUAGGGUGAGACAGUUCCCAUUCCCAAGAGGCUGGGUAUUUAACAGACAGCACUGACAAAUGAAGAUAAAGCAUUCAAGGGGUGUGUGUGUGUGUGUGUGUGUGCGCGCGUGCGCGCGCGCACGCAUGCUUCCACAUGUGCGUGUGCCUGUCAGAGUGUCUGUGUGGGCUUGUGAAUCAAAUGAACCAGAGAUGAUCUCCCUGGACAGAGGAUGAUCUGACUCUGUGAAUAGAGGCAGUAGGGGCAGAGCCUGUAAUCCAUAGGGAACCAAAUACACCAGAGCAAGGUUGGCAUCUACCUUUUAGGAGGGGUGUUGUUCAAGACCUAAAAUGUAGGAGGGCAUGGGAUGGGAUGAAGUGUAAGUCACCAAACCCAGCAGCGGGUCAGUGUUGUCACAAUGUUGGGAGUCUCUGGCACAGGCUCUUGAUCCUCGUCUGGGACGGAUAACGUGUCUCAAAUGUCUUAUGUUGCCAGCAGAAUGAUGUGCAGGCUGGCUACCUAUGAGGUGGCUGGUUCCCACCUCAUCUUUGAAGCACGAUGCUCCCAUGGGAGACAGCCACACCCUGAGCUAACCAACACCUGGGUGUGAUUGGCACAGCAAGGAUGGCAUAGGAGAGAGGAAUUGCCUGUGGAGAGCAGGUCAGGCUUGGGACCACCCUUCCUGUAUUCUCAUUCUGUGUCCCUUCUGGGCUCCUUGGGAUGGGCUCAGGGAGGCGGAUUGUCACACAAGUGGUCGGGCAGUCAGUCCUGAGAGCCAGAAAGGAUGGGCAGUGGGGACUUAACAUCAUCCACUUCAAACCUCCACCUGAGCAAGGGAGCUGGGUUCCUCAGGCUGUGGCUAAGAUUACCCUGACCUAAGUUGCUUGUUUCAUGAAGAGGUUACACAGAAAGCUGAUGUCUGCCUUAAGAAGCUGGGCAGAGACUGCAACUGGGGGUUUCUGCCACCUGAGACAUCUAGGCCGAUUCCGACCAGGGUGAAUUCCGGCUCCGGGCACUGUCCUUGGAGGCGAAGGACCAUCUUCACGAGGGGAGCUGCAUAUUGACCAAGCCUUGCCAGGGCACUAGCUUGACCCUUGGUGACCAGCUUCACCAGUCCCACUUCUUCCUUCCGAGUUCAGGUUCUCUCUUGUUCUGUAUUCACACCAGCUGCAAUACCAUAAUGUUGCUGGACUGAGUACACCACCACACUGGCAGUUGUCAGGGCUAAACCUUCUAUAAUAAGUGGCAGAUUCUGAGGUUUGUAUUAGAAAAUUCCAUCGGGCCCGAAUGGAAAGGAAGUCACAUCCCUUCCCUCAUUCAGCAUACUGUCCCCACCCUGCCCUUUCCCUCAAGCCUCCCCUUCCAGCCAGGAAGACUGGGUGCUGGCCUGGAGAGCCGUUGUCCCAGUCCUGCCUCUUUGUGCUGCUCCUCUCAGUGUGGGCUCAGGAGGUUGGCUGAGUCAUGUGCCUGUGCUUGAUGCAGCUGCACCUUGGAGCCCUGAGACAAACUGCAUGUGGAUCAGGUGCCCAGGCUCCUGCUUGUUCAUUUCCAAACAAGAGCUUUCACCCUGAGGGCAGAAAGAUGGUCUCCCUGUCAGACUCUAGUUCUUGUGGAAGGGGUGUCAGCCAGCCAAUGAGGGGAAAACAUGGUGGACGUUCCCAGGUGUGUGGAGGCCUAGCAGGCUGCAUCCUGUGGAGCGAGGUGACAUCCACAGCAUCAAGAGUUGUCAUGGUGAGUCACAGCCACGGAUUCCAGUCGUGGAUGAACUUGGGCAACUUCGUGCCUGUCUGUCCUCAAUCUCUGAGAACUCCUUUCCUCAUCCACAGUUCCUCACCAUCCGCUUGCUGUUAGGAUGACGGCUGCGCCAGUGUCUGCCACAUUUGGCUGUGCAUGUUGUGGCCUCCAGGGUGGUCAUGCGGACCAUUCCCGAGGGAAUCCAGGGCACGCUGUUUGCUUGACGACAGUAGGAACCGCACCCCAGCAGUUGUGCAGUGGGGAAAUGCCUGGUAACCACCACUCAGAGUAAGAAUCACAGCUUUGGCUGCCUUGGGACCCUCCUGGGUGCCCCACCUCCAGUACAUACCCCUCCCUAGACCUCCUGGAUCACCUAACCUUUACAGCUCCCCUGGUGAUUCCAAGAAUCACUUAUUUUUGCUGAAAGGAUGAAACAUUGCUCUUCAAGAAGAACCCUCACCAAGAUACAAAAAUUAAAUUAGAUCAAGUUAUAUGUAAGUUCAGGAAACACAAGCCUGCGAUUUGCCCAGGAACUAUAAAGAGAUGAAGCCAGGUAACCGCUACUGUGCUGUAGAGACUGUACAUUGAACUUCAGAAGUCCCAUUUGAGUCCCUUUCUGGGAAGGGAGCCAAAUGCAGAAGGCUCCAUCCUGUAUGAUCCCAUUUAUGAGACUCGGAAAAGGCAGGAAAAAAUGGAUCAGCAGUAGUCUGAGCAUGGGGAUUGAGUGAGGCUGUGUACUACCACGUGGCAUGAAGGAACGUGGGGGUGAUGCAAAUGCUGUUGAGAUUGCCAUGGUGCUUCCAUAAUGGUAUGCAUUCAAAGAAAGCAUAGACCUGUAGUCAAUUAUAUCUCAUACUCCUGACUUUGUAGAAACACUGUAAAUGUUGCUUCUCAAAUGGAUAUUGAAAUUUAGUAACUCCUUAAAAUAUGAGGAUCAUGUUCUCUCCUUUAAUGUGAUAAUGUGCUGAAUUAUAUCACAUUAUAUUCUGAAGUAAAUAAAAAUUUUCUUGGAUGGAUGCAAUUUAA
Molecule: messenger RNA, 6011 nt
Organism: Ictidomys tridecemlineatus (thirteen-lined ground squirrel)
Lineage: Eukaryota; Metazoa; Chordata; Mammalia; Rodentia; Sciuridae
Source: RefSeq, a predicted model, not a curated record